Molecule: messenger RNA, 1317 nt
Organism: Cylindrotheca closterium
Lineage: Eukaryota; Bacillariophyta; Bacillariophyceae; Bacillariales; Bacillariaceae
Source: the annotation of a GenBank genome assembly
AUGAAUUCCAAAUACCCACUGAUUCGAAUACUGCCAGUAGCACUUAUAGCCCUGACAACCUUUUUGUCAGUUCUAUCCUAUUCCGCCAAUGCCUUCUCCUUCCCAAAUGCUCAAGCUGGAAGAGUCAAUGUUGAUGAAAUGGCAGAGCGAGACGUCUUUACAAUGGAAGAGUGGGCCUACAGCUGUGGCGUUCAAGUUGUGGAUGGCUUUGAAUUGACCAGCGAAGAUGGUUACGAUUACUCAGUAAGAACGAACAGUGAUGUCCCGGCUGGGAGUCCAGUGGUGGCCGUUCCAAGUCAAAUGAUUUUGUCCUCCCUGCAAGCUUGGCAAGAUUUGGGGGAUAAUGCUCUGCUACAAGCGGAACAGCAAUUGAUCGAAGCCAAAUUGGAUCACACAUUGCCCCUCUUUCGACUGUUUGUCAAGAUAUUGAUUGAAUAUGAAAAGGGCCCAGAGUCUCCAUGGUUCCCCUGGCUCAAUUCCUUGCCCCGUUUCUACAAUACGGGUGCCUCCAUGACCUACGCCUGCUUUGAUUGUUUGCCACCCUAUGCCGCUGGAUUGGCCAUGCAAGAGCGUGUCCAAUCCGUCAAUUUUCAAAAGGCGGCCACAUUCCUACCAAUGAUGUCCGAAGACACCACCACGGAUCGAGAUUUGCUGAAAUGGGCCUACAAUGUCGCCGUCACUCGAUCUGUCGAAUGGAAUGGCGAACGGUUGAUUGCUCCCAUGGCGGACAUGUUCAAUCACGGGACCAAUCCGGAAGCCUACGUGACUUAUGAUAAGGAUAUGAAUUGCAUGGUGUAUGCCGCCAAGGAUACUCUGGCUGGAUCCCCGUUGCGCAUUUCCUUGGGGGAUCCCACCAACCCCAGUCCCUUGUUUGCGACCUAUGGAUUCUUGGAUGAAACCUGCCCGGCCAGUUUUUGCAAACUCAUGCACAUGCAGGAUGAAAUGAAGGAAUUGGGAUACGACUUCUCCAACCUUUUGUUCUACAAGGAUACGGGUGAAAUUUCCAUGGAGACCUAUGAUGUCGUCCUGUACAGCAUCUUGCUAAAGAAUGAUCCUAGUUUGGCCCAAGAAUUUUAUCAAGCCGUUACUACCGGUGACGAAGCGACCAAGAAUCAAUUUCACGAACAAUACUUUUCGUACACCAAAGAAGAAUUGCAAAAGCACGUGGACGAUACAUUACGAAAGUUGGAAGGCUGGUCCUCCAAGGCUCAGUCCUAUGAUCCAACGACACAUCCACGAGUACCUGUCAUUCUGGGACACAAUGCCUUUGUGAAGCAAACAUUUAUGAAAGUCAAGCAAAAUCUGGAUAACAUGUAA